This is a messenger RNA of Pyricularia oryzae 70-15, 1017 nucleotides long. RefSeq lists its product as uncharacterized. Bases 1 to 1017 code for a protein of 338 amino acids. The transcript is spliced from 2 exons. The record is from RefSeq and is a predicted model, not a curated record. Lineage: Eukaryota; Fungi; Ascomycota; Sordariomycetes; Magnaporthales; Pyriculariaceae.
AUGGACAAACCAACCAGCAGCGACACGGCCUGGCAGCGCGAAAAGACAACCAUCAUCCAGGCCAUCACCAAGGUGGCGCCCUGCACGGUGCUGCUCGACGUGCUCUGCGUGCCGCUCGAGGUGGUCGGGGGCGCCGUGUCGCGCACCGUGGUGGUCUGCACCGAGACGAGGAUCGACAACGCCACGCGCGCCGCCAUCCGCACGCGCAUCGCCGCCCUCAACCCGUGCGAGGACCGCUUUGACGUCGUCUACAGGACCGGCGAGAUCAACCGCAUCUACGCCGAGGUCAUUGGCGCGAGGAGGGAGUGGAUCGCGGCCGUGUUUGACGAGGAGCCGGUGCCGACUCGGGAUGCUGCUUUGGUCGAGGGCGACGAGGUAGAGGCCAAGGAGACGCUGGCCAUGGUGGAUGAUCUGGUCAAGGCAGAGGUUGCCAGGGCGCUUCAGGAGAUCGAGGCCGAGGCCGAAAAGUCAUCGCCAGCAGCCAGAGGAGAUGCUACCCAGGACCAGGUCACUUUGAACAUUUCCAGACCUCGUGCUGCAAAACCAGCUGCCAGGCCGUCUGGACUCCAGGCCCCCAAGACCAUCUCGACAGUCCCAAGCAGACUACAGGCCCCAAGCAGAUUACAGGCCCCAAGUAGACUGCAGGCCCCAUCUCGGUCCCUCUCCAUGUGCUCAAAGCAGAGUCCCUCCGUUACACCCAAGGUCCAGCAGCGACAGCAGCAGCAGCCCAAAACAGUCCCCCGCGCACAGAGCACCAGUAGACUGCAGGCACCACAAAAGACGCCUUCGCUGUCCGCUCCCCUGCGAGCUCCGGUCAAGACCAAGCUUGUACAGCCUCGAGCAAAGACGGAGCCUGCUGGCAAGUCUGUUAUGCCACGGCCUGCUGGUAAAGCGCUGGCACCGCCUCAGGUUCGAGGGCUUCCUCGACCGGCUUCGUGUGUUGCUUCGGGAGUGGGUGGUCCUUCUACAAGGAUAGGCAUGCUUCCAAGGGCUCUCCCUCGACCGACAAGAGGUUAG